Molecule: messenger RNA, 1107 nt
Organism: Chlamydomonas reinhardtii
Lineage: Eukaryota; Viridiplantae; Chlorophyta; Chlorophyceae; Chlamydomonadales; Chlamydomonadaceae
Exons: 3
Coding region: 131-556 (141 amino acids)
Source: RefSeq, a predicted model, not a curated record
GUUGCUUCACAUACGAAUCAUAACCUGACAUCAAGACCCAUUUUACUUGUGCACCAGAAGCCUCGAAAUGCAGGCUCUUGUUGCUUCGCCGCGCAUCGGCGUCCGGCCCGUUACCUCUAGGAAUGCGGCGAUGUGCGUAACCAUCGGGAGAUUCAGCUCGGGCGUGUCCGCUCGCUCGCUCCAGACGCAAGUGCGCGCCCAGCCGGAGCAGAAGACGCCCCCCACGGUGCCCGGCUCCGAGGACGAGCUGCCGCCCUGGGUGCGCCGCGAGAAGGAGCGCGAGCUGCAGGCCAAGGACGGCGUCAGCGGCCUGCCCUGGGGCCUGUGCCUGCUCUUCUCCGUCUUCACCGCCAUCGCGGCCGUUGGAUCCAUCUUUGAGUUCGUGGAUCGCAACGCCAUCUUCGGCGUGAUCCAGCCCGACAGCCCGCUGUGGGCGCCCAUCCUGCUGUUCUUCGGCGUCACCGGCUUCCCCACUGCCGGCUACCUGUUCAUCAAGGGCGUCAACGGCUUCAACGAGGAAGCCGAGCGCCAGGACAAGCUGGACGGCUACCUGUGAGCAACCCGUCGUGUGGAUGGCACAUUAUGCAGCGGCUAACCAUAUUCGUGUUGCAUCAAGCGCUGUUGGCUCCCGGUGGCUCUGGAUGUGCGUGAGGCACCGUACCGUAUGCUUGUGACGGUAGCCUGAGGAAUGGGGCGUGGGUUGCGAUGGGGUAGCAGCACGCGGUGCGCGGUGGCAUCUGCACCAUGUGUGCACAUAGGUGCGGCGUGGCCUGGGCGUGACGCACGUAACGUAACUUGCGUAGGGAGGAUGUGAGGCAGUGACGUACACGGAGUCACCGACCCAUUGAGACUCUUGCGGGGACCGGGAUUGCAUGUGUCCGGGAUGUGAGCUGAUAUCGAACAGCCACGUGUGCGACUGUGGCGUAUUUUCGCUGGAAACUGGGCAUUCUUUCAAUUACAUUUCGCGCUGCAGACACGGUGUGCAGCUGGGGGCCUGAGAUUUUGAUGAACACCCAGGGGUUCAUACUGGGUUGCGUGGAUGAGUAGCACGGAGGUUGGGGGAACAAGCCUGCUGCUGCUGCAGCUGUUCUGUAAGAAUUGAAGCAG